This is a messenger RNA of Prunus armeniaca (apricot), 324 nucleotides long. Lineage: Eukaryota; Viridiplantae; Streptophyta; Magnoliopsida; Rosales; Rosaceae. The record is from the annotation of a GenBank genome assembly.
AUGAUUGCUGAUGGUGCAAUCAAGCUUGUCAGACCCUACAAUAUUCCUACCCGAGAGGAGAAGAAUGAUCCUAGGGGAAAUGAGGUAGCUGUUGUCAUUACAUGUUCUGAUGAUUUGCUCGAUGAUGAUGAAUUGUGCCACUCUUGGAGGAAUGACCCAAAGCCGCCGGAAGCUAUGUGGGAACCUUGCAGAAACAUGGAGAAGGCAUAUUGGUGUAAAUAUUCGAGGCCUUCAAGUUACAACACACCAUGGCCGCUCGCUGAUGGAUGGGGUAACGACUUAAGCAACGAAGUUUUCAUUUUAGACAUGCCGGAAGAAUGCUAG